AUGGCUCCCCUCCUCAAGAGCGUGUUGCUGCUCUCAGUUUUGAGUGCAGCCACGGCAGAAAAGAUCAAGUCUAGCCAACCACUCCAAGGCGAAUCUUACGUCGGCCGCCCCGCUGUGCGACAUGCCAUGAGGCAAAAGACACGAUACGAACCAAGUUCCCAAAGCAUUCACCGAGACUCUGGAAACACACGCUCCGAAGACUACGAAGGCCCUCUAGGAGUCAAUCCCAAGGUCGAAGGGAUUAAAAUGGCACCUCCUUUCAACAUAUUCUGGGACGAGGAGGACCGAGUCUUGGCCACCAACCAGUGCCGAGAAAACACCACCUGUAUCGUCUCUCUUAACCCCAAUACGUUUGAUGUCGAAGCAACCUAUCCAGAGCCCAAUCAGCCUUCGGUCUUUUCUCAGCCCUUGAUGGUGUAUAUGCAACUGCUUGAAGGCCACAUCACCGCCUCGACUACUGAUCGCCACAUUCUUGAGCUGGAAAUUGCAGGUACGGGAACCAAGACGACAAUCGUCCCCAAGCGUGAUAUUGAUUUAUCCAACGUGACAUCGACAAACGAACUCAUUCUCAGCACCUCUUAUGACUCAGCUGGGAACUUGUGGUUCACUACCGGGGGUUUUGCCGGUGCAGGCUUCCGUGCUGGCGAUACGGCAACCCUUGGAUAUGUGGAACCAGGUGGCAGAGUUCACACCUUAAAGCUGCCCGACAGGAUGAUAGAGAACUCAUUUGGCAUAAGUGGGACCGACGUUUAUCUGGUUACGGGGCCAGCUGGGUCCGCUGACCAUGCCGAUGCAUCUGGAUCCUUUUUCUACCUGCAGCCGAGCCCUGAUGGAGUCAAACUCAUCGCAGGGCUGUCUUACAAGGCUGGAGAUGGUAUUAAGAAGGGCGGUAUAUCUCGCGGCUCUGGCUCAACACCUUCACUCCUUGGACAUAAAUAUGUGGCCUUCACCGACAACGCGAAUGACCAAGUCAACGUGCUUGUCUAUCCCCAAGGCUCAGCUCUCAACAACGACACCAAGCCACUCUGCACCGUCCCCCUCUUUGAAAAGGGCUUCAGCAGCAAUGAGAAUGUGGCGGUCAACCACUGGGACGGCAAGUCGACCUACAGCAUGGUCUUUGCCAACUUCUACAAUGGUCCUCCUAUCGCGCAGCUACAGGAUCCUCCGUUUGGUGAUGGAACGGACUCGGACCCUAACAUCCUCAAUGGGCCCUUUAAUAAUCUCAGCAUCAUGAGUCCUGGGCUUACUCGGAUUGAUUUCGAUGAAAGGACGGAAAAAUGCACUAUCCGCUGGUAUAACAAGAGCAUUCGAACUACCGUCACCCCCAUCUUGUCUACCAAGACCGGUCUGCUCUACAUGCCUACCCAGGACAACAAACUGGCGCAGCAAGGGAGCUAUAUAUACUAUAUGAGCGCCAUUGAUUUUGAGACAGGAAAGGAGGUGUGGAAAGUCCGAACUGGCGCUGGCGGCGUUUUUAGCAAUAACUUUCUUCCACCUGUGCUCACAAAGGAUGGAGGUGUCGGCCACUAUGUUAUUGGCGGCUUUGUCAAGGUCAAGGAUGGCAGAGAAACCUAA
Messenger RNA from Fusarium falciforme, 1575 nucleotides. RefSeq lists its product as hypothetical. NCBI's taxonomy places the organism in Eukaryota, Fungi, Ascomycota, Sordariomycetes, Hypocreales, Nectriaceae. The record is from RefSeq and is a predicted model, not a curated record. Bases 1 to 1575 code for a protein of 524 amino acids. The transcript is spliced from 2 exons.